Candidula unifasciata is the source of this 1512-nucleotide messenger RNA. The record is from the annotation of a GenBank genome assembly. Lineage: Eukaryota; Metazoa; Mollusca; Gastropoda; Stylommatophora; Geomitridae.
AUGGAUGUAUACAAUUUUUAUCUCUCAGCUUUCAGGUAUAUUAUAAACGCUAGUCCGGAAGAUAAAUCAACCUGGUGCGACAUUUUCAAAUAUAUUCCAUGUCUUCGGCAUAUGCUGUCUUGUACAGUUUGUGGAAACAUUUUGUUGAUUCCUCACAAAUCGUCUCAAGAUGCAUGUUUACACAACGUUUGUCAGGGCUGUUUAGGCGGACGAAUGAGGUUAAGGCCGUCGUGUAGUUGGUGCAAGGACCGCAGCAGAUUCCAUGAAAAUAAAAAGUUACGUGUUUUGAUUCUGUGUUUUCAGCGCCUGUGCGCUUAUGUCUCACAUUCCAGACUUGGUGAGGAAAUAUCGAAAGCGUCGAUAAAUGGAUACGGCAGUGAAGCAGAAAGGACUAUCAGAGUUUUGCAAGAGGUUGAACAGUUCUGUGAUGAUUAUGUGUUCACACCGUCACCGAUAGAAUUUCCUCGCAUUCGUAAGCCAACUGUAAGAGGGUUAAAAUCAUCAGUGUUUCGUAAUCCAACGUCUGCUGUUCAUUAUGGGGCCAAAGAACAAAACACUGAGCCAUAUAAGAGGAAGCGAGGAAGGCCAAAGCGAGUUCCCACAUUAAGUAAGAAACCUGCAAAUGCCAGCAUUGCUAUUCAUGCUAAAAAGUUAAAGAAGAUGGCUUUAACAUCUGCUAAAAAGAAGCCAUUCGCUAAAACACUUCCUCACCAAAGGCGUUUGGAAAGAAAAAGGAAACCCUUACCAGACACAAGUGGCUACCUUAUUUCUCAACGCCCACACAGAGACAAGUCAGGAAAAUAUAGUGUUGGUCAACUUUGGCGAGAAACCUUUCUAGAAGAGGUUCAACCAGAAUCUUAUCCCGACUCCGGAAUUGAAGUUGGAAAUUCUCCAGAUCAUGACCUGAAUGUUCAACCUUCUCAGUUAGUAAAGCUUGUAAGUGAAAAAUCAGAUCAUGUUAAUAAGCCAGAGGUUAGCCGUAAAGAAACACGCCUACAUAGACAUACAGAAAUUGAAAACAGAGAUGCAUCAUUGAAUGAUGUGGCUAGUGCAGUUAAUGAAAUGCAGAAACCACGAUUAACAUUAACCAUACUGAAGAAAAGAUAUCAGACUUUUCCUCGCAAAGGCCGAUCUUUUAAUCCUGCUACAUCUGUAUCAUUAAAGGAUACCGCUUUGAAAACAGGAAAGCAACCAGCUUUAAAUUUAGAUCAUGCUAACCUGGCAGCUCAUUUUAAAAAAUGGACAUCUAAUUCUGUAAGGUCAGCAAAACAGCACCUGGAAAUAUGUAGAUGUGCCCGGUUUAAACAGCCCAAUCAGCUGACUUGUUUUGGUCAGAAAUGUCCUUGCUAUAGUGAACGCCGGGCUUGUGUUGAUUGCUUAUGUAAUGGCUGUAAGAAUCCGCUGAAGCCACCAGAUUCUGCCCCAGCAUUGACCCAUGUGAAAGAAACAGACAGACUUGAUCGUACUUUUGACAGAAGCAUGCCCCGAUUAUCUCCAAUUCCCCGAUCCUAA